AUGAUAUUCAUGGAUGGUGAUGCAGAGAGGUGCCGUAGAGCAUCAACUUACGACAGACACCCCUUCAUUGAGGUAGUAGCCCCAAAACCUGUUCCGUCAGGGCUGCAGCUAGCAAAAAGCAUGAAGCCACCACGGAUUUUAAAGACUCACCUCCCUGUUCAGCUUCUUCCUCCAUCAUUCUGGGAUCAGGACUGUAAGGUUAUAUACAUUGCUAGGAACGCCAAGGAUAGCAUGGUCUCAUACUUCCACUUCCAGAGGAUGAACAAGGGUCUCUCGGACCCUGGAAACUGGGAGGCUUACUUCUCAAAGUUCCUGUCGGGAAAUGUGCCUUGGGGAAGUUGGUUUGACAAUGUACUCGGAUGGUGGAACGCCAAAAAUCACCACCAGGUGCUUUACAUCUUCUAUGAGGACAUGAUUGAGGAUCCAAGGCGUGAGAUCUGUAAAGUCAUGAGGUUCCUGGAAAAGGAUCUUUCUGAAGAAGUCCUGGGAGAAGAUAUAUCAGCACACAACCUUCCAGGCUAUGAAGGAGAAUCCAAUGGCCAAUUACAGCACCAUCCCAUCAUUUGUCAUGGAUCAGUCCAUCUCGCCCUUCAUGAGAAAAGGUAUAGUGGGGGACUGGAAGAACCAUUUCACCGUCUCUCAAGAUAUAAUAUUCGAAGAGGAAUACCAGAGGAGGAUGGAAGGGAAAGGCUUGAUUUUCCGCACGCAGCUCUGAAAUCGAUCGCCUUCCGCUCGGCACAUCAGAAUGCAUUUUGCAGUUGUCUUCUUUUCUUCCGCUGA
Messenger RNA from Staurois parvus, 780 nucleotides. The record is from the annotation of a GenBank genome assembly. NCBI's taxonomy places the organism in Eukaryota, Metazoa, Chordata, Amphibia, Anura, Ranidae.